AUGGAACUUCUCCUGGCCAUUGUUCUCACUGUUUUGACUGCUAUUGUGGCAAUUUCUUUCUAUUAUGAACACCCCAAAGCAGAAAUUCCUCAUGGAAUCAGUGAGCGCCAAAAGCUUUAUCUUCUUCAUUACAUCAUGAACUUUGGGCUUGGUCUGGCAAAAUUUUUGGACAAAGUAGGUAUAAUCUCAGAGGUCCGUCUCCUCAGAGUUAUAAUGGAGACAAUACCACCAUUAAAGGAUACACGCCUUCUUAUCAAGGACUUAAGGUUUGAAAGGGUUGAAGUGAGAAUUUACCAGCCAAAAACAUCAAACAAUAACCUAAGGAGGGGAAUUCUAUAUUUUCAUGGAGGAGUUGGCCAGCUUGGAAGUAUCCGGGCCUACGAAAGAAUGUGCCGCUAUUUCUGCAGGAAAACCAACUCAGUGGUGGUGUGUGUUGGGUAUCGUUUAGCUCCUGAGCACCCCUUUCCAGCCCAGUUUGAGGACUGUCUCACUGCUGCCAUCCACUUUCUGAGGACUGCACAAGACCAUGGAGUUGACCCUUGUCGCGUUGUCAUCUGUGGAGACAGCAGUGGAGGGACACUCACUGCUGCUGUUGCCCAAGCACUGAUGAACAGAAGAGACCUUCCAAAGCUGAGAGCACAAAUCCUAAUAUAUCCUUUUCUGCAGUGUGUGGACUUCAAUUUGCCUUCUUAUCAGCAGAAUGAGAGAGUCCCCAUUUUGCUAAAGGAACGAACCCUUGUUCUUGGCUUGAAGUAUGUUAAUGUGGACUUGGGCCUCAUCGAAGAAUUUUUUAAAGGUUGCCAUGUUUCAGAAGAUCGGAGACUGAAAUAUCAGAAGUGGGUGAGUCCUGACUACAUCCCUCAUGAGUUUAAAACAAGAGGUUACAAACCAAGUCCAACAUAUCUACCCUCAAAAGAAAUCUGUGAAAUGGCUGAGUACGUGUUUGACCCUGUUUUUUCACCACUGUUGGCUGAAGACAGUGUUAUUGCUCAGCUUCCUGAGACUUUCAUUUUAACCUGUGAAUUUGAUGUGCUUAGAGAUGAUGGACUGCUGUACAAGAAACGACUGGAGGACCAUGGUAUAAAAGUGACCUGGUGCCACCUGCAAGAGGGGUUCCAUGGAACAGUGUUCUUAGCAGUUUUUGGUAGGGUGGUAGGAUUCCGGUCUGGAACUAAAGGCCUGGAAAAGAUAGUCAAUUUUCUAAGACUGACGUAA
Molecule: messenger RNA, 1215 nt
Organism: Passer montanus (Eurasian tree sparrow)
Lineage: Eukaryota; Metazoa; Chordata; Aves; Passeriformes; Passeridae
Product: arylacetamide deacetylase-like 4
Exons: 4
Coding region: 1-1215 (404 amino acids)
Cellular component (GO): membrane
Molecular function (GO): carboxylic ester hydrolase activity
Source: RefSeq, a predicted model, not a curated record